AUGGGCGAGGAUGAUAGCGAUGCGCGUAUGAAGAAACUUGAAAAAUCUGUACGGUUUCGUCUUGAGUCGGCCGUCUUUAUCAUUACCGAGAAUGAAGCAAAAGGAAGAUUUGAACACUUGGUCGCUGCUGUCAGGCUAAAACAGGCCGGAGAACGUGUGGUAUCUCAGAUAUGUGCAGUAGACACGGAUGGAAGUUGCUUCAUGAACACUAUUAUGAAGAAAGAUAUGGCCGAGACACCUAGUUUGCGGCUCGACAAAAGCAACCAGCAAUCACUGAAACGAGCUGCUCUGAAACUCCUGUAUCUGGCGCAAGAGAAGAUGACUAUUAUCGGUUACAAAAUUGACGAGCUGUUUCAGAUGUUGAAUAUCCACGUGCCGGAGGCGCAAGUGAAGGAUGUUUUAUCGCUUUAUCGUUCACUUUUCAAGCGCUCACUUUCCUUGAAUGCUUUGGCACAGCAUUUCUUUGGUGAGGGUGAGUCAGUUGACGAAAAGCGAGCCGAUCCAGUCAAUCUUGCUCGCUUGUCGACACGACUCUACGCAAAAUUCAUUGAGCUGAAAGAGGCCGAUGAAACGGAUCUGAACAUAACUGCGCUAGCUCAAGAGAUGGAGAAAAAUAUUUCAUAA
Messenger RNA from Gongylonema pulchrum, 624 nucleotides. The record is from the annotation of a GenBank genome assembly. NCBI's taxonomy places the organism in Eukaryota, Metazoa, Nematoda, Chromadorea, Rhabditida, Gongylonematidae.